Messenger RNA from Daldinia loculata, 1838 nucleotides. RefSeq lists its product as uncharacterized. The record is from RefSeq and is a predicted model, not a curated record. NCBI's taxonomy places the organism in Eukaryota, Fungi, Ascomycota, Sordariomycetes, Xylariales, Hypoxylaceae. Bases 363 to 1115 code for a protein of 250 amino acids. The transcript is spliced from 2 exons.
GUCACAAAUCUAAGAUUUGAAUCCUCGUAGCUUAUAAGUUUUAAUUUCAAGAAUGAUCACAUUGAUAAGUCGUUUAUUGUUCCCUCGUUCUCUAUUGGCGGAUAUCUACCUACAUUGCUUGAGUCUUCAUGAUGUCAUAUUAUCUUACUACAUACAUCAGCCAAGUCCCGACAUAAGGGCAGUGCUUAAUACCCCACGCAUAAACUCCGCUGAAGCCGACAUCGAGCCGCAUGAUUUCUUGUCUUAAACGUUCACCAGAAUCCUUUGUGACGCAAGAGGCGCGCGCCCAUAACAGCAUUGGUAGUUCAGUGCAAUAUACUGUACCUAACGCUAGUCAGGAACCAAGCUGCCUUAUGUAAAUAAUGGCAACUCUGUCACUGGAAGAAGAAGAUCCCCCGCCCUACAUCCCAGAGAAUCGGAAUGACGGAGACGAUGUACUUCAGCCUGCCAUCUUCGUACUUGACGGCCAUUACAUCCGUGCCCAAACCGCCGACGGUGCUCCGUUAUACGAACUCUCUCGCGAUGUUAGGAGAUCACCAACAAGCGAGGCCCAGCUUGCCCAAGUGACACUCGAACGUCUAAUUCGCAAUGUAAGGAUAAGCACAAACGGUACGCCUCGGGUCAUACACCGCAGCCGCCACAUAUUCAAGCUCAAGCAUCUACCUCCCGUAAUAUCUACCGGAUUCCCUUACGUCUUGGAUGCCAUAUCGCGACAUGCCAUCGGGAACCUCGCGCUUAAACCUGCAUCCUUCCCUCGAUCGGGAUAUAAGGUGGUAAAGACCAAACCCGAGAAGGAGAGCGGAUUCCCUAAAGGAUAUCGAGCCAGAAAGGAGUCGUUGAAGGGGGACGAAGUGAUAUUCGAUAUACUCAAGAAACGCGAUCAUUAUGAGUGGAUGCACCCUAUCGACGGGAGUCGUAUCGCGGUAGAAGAUGAGAUGGAGAACCAGCACAGACUGAUAGUCACGACCCCUAUCACGCGGAAGAUGAUGGAUGCCAUGGUAGCUAGUUGGACCUUACGAAUUUGGCGUGACGGUAUGAAAUCGCAUGGUGAGCCGCGGAAAGCACUCAAGACCGAAGUACCGAGCGUACGAGAAGUUCUCCCAAGGUGGUGGUAACUAGAAUGGUGAAAUCAAAGAGUGGUAGUGGCGUUAGGGUCAUGUCUCGAACACUUACCUGAUUUAUAGGUAGGCGACAAAGGAGGGGGGGUAACCAUAACGCCUACACAGUUCUGAAGCCGAAGCAAAGCCGGUUUCUCAGCCCUACAUCCCGAAUUUUGAGAAGCCCCGGGCCGGGCAAAGGGUCUCGGGGACUUUAUUUGACCACGGAGUUAUAUGUCCACGAUAUUGACGACAUUUACGACAUUUAUAUGUUUUCCCUUGCAAGCUGUAUAUAUUAAAAUUGUUUAGGUACCUAAGUAGGGACGCUUGAUGUAAUCAAAUUCAGUCCACGAUUUAUCCCCUUGCUCCCCCACACCAUCCCAUCUACGACGGGACAUGUUAUAACCCAAAAAUAGCUACAAAUAUCAAAAUAACUAUUCGUCCGAGCACGUCGCUAAACUUCUUAAACUUCAACGUAGCUAGCUAACUAAUUUAAGCUGACGAAACAGUUUCUUUCUUGGUUCUAACGAAUAAGAUAUCAGCACUGGCAACCUUGGCGCCAAGGUGAUCAUCGUCGGCGGUUGAGAUUUGAAACGUCCCAAUAUUGGUGCUUCACUCAAUGAGGGUUUCAAAUAGUCUGGGCAGUCGUAACUGGGGAUGGGGAAAUGAACUCGACGACUAGUUGAGAUGUAUUAAAACGGAUGGCGUCUGCAGAAUGUUUCUCGAAAUCUUCACCUGCGC